CCUCUAAGAGAGUGAUUCUCAAAACAAGCCACCAAUAGCUCCAAGCAAUGGAGGGACUGUGGACUUACCUUUUCUACCUCUAUGGACUCCUUGUGGAUGCGGUGUUCCCAUGUGAGAAUCUAGUGAAGUUGCAGGCUAAUGAACUGAACCGAGACCAGUAUCUUGGCAGAUGGCUCUUCAUCGCGGCCGCAUCCUCCUCCUCAUCGUCGCUGGAGACUUUUGCCUACGUUGACAGCACCCUGUUUAGUAUGAAUCAGACCGAGAGCCCAGAGCGACUGCAACUAUGGGCUGCCAUCCGACUGAAAACAGGCCAAUGUGUUCCCAAAUCGUGGAAUUAUUUGCUUGAAGAAAAAAGUGCUGAUCUGGCUACCGAAGGCCGGCCUCACAUGAGGACAGAAUUGUUCUCCGCCAAGUGUCCCAACACCAUCAUUGUCCAGGAGACAGAUCAAGAUUAUCAAAGGAUCCUUUUCUACUCCCGGAUCCUCCAUCCGGAAGAACACUGCCUCGCUGAUUUCUGGAACAAAGCUUCCUGCCUUGAUAUGAACGAAUUCCUCCUUAUACCCAGAGCUCAAGAUGCCUGUGAAUUCCAGGAAACCUGACCUCUUUGCUUCAAAUCCAGCUCAGCAGGAAUGAAUCACCCCUUGAAGAUAACUUGCCUCAUCUAUUUGGAGAAGCAAUUGCUUGUAGUUUUAAAUAAAAUGUAUUUUCUAACGAGAAAA
Messenger RNA from Notechis scutatus (mainland tiger snake), 719 nucleotides. It is a transcript of the gene APOM, whose product is annotated as apolipoprotein M. Gene Ontology annotation, cellular component: very-low-density lipoprotein particle; high-density lipoprotein particle; low-density lipoprotein particle. NCBI's taxonomy places the organism in Eukaryota, Metazoa, Chordata, Lepidosauria, Squamata, Elapidae. Gene Ontology annotation, biological process: high-density lipoprotein particle assembly; cholesterol efflux; high-density lipoprotein particle clearance. The record is from RefSeq and is a predicted model, not a curated record. Gene Ontology annotation, molecular function: lipid carrier activity; phospholipid binding.